Molecule: messenger RNA, 3627 nt
Organism: Peronospora belbahrii
Lineage: Eukaryota; Oomycota; Peronosporomycetes; Peronosporales; Peronosporaceae
Source: the annotation of a GenBank genome assembly
AUGGAACGGCUUAGUAUACAGAUACAAGAAGCACAAAGGUUAUUACAGCAAUCUGAGGCAGAUUGGAAAGACUGUAGCUCUUCGAUUGAAGAGAUAACACUCACUGUAGAGUCAUUAAAACAUGUGAAUGACUAUAAAGAUAUCACUGAGCUUCUUUUGACUCUCUCGAGUGAAAUUGGGGCUCAGAUUAGUGCUAUUCGAUCGAGAUUAGUUAAAGAUGUUUGUGAGUGUCUGAUACGGAUUAUUAACGUCACGGGACGAGACUUUCAGGACAUGGCAAAUGCUUUAUUGCCCCAUAUUAUUCGCACAUCCAAGAGUACCUUGUCCGCCAUUCGUCAACCAGGAGCAAAGCUAUUGAGUAAAUUGUCGGAGAAAGUACGAUACGACCUCGCACUUGUAAAGAAGAUUUAUGUGCAGUCGAUGCAAGACAAACCUCGUGUAUUACUUCUGGAUCAACUGCGCAUCGUAUUUGUCUACUGGUCUGAUGAGGAAGUAUUGCCGUGGGAGUCGGACGUGCUAGAGAUGAUACGGUUAGGUCUAGUUGACCAGCAUGAUAAUGUCAGGAAAGCAGCACGAGAGGUUCUUUGUAGGGUCUCAUCAAGAUGGAGUGAGCGUGUAGAUGAAUUGCUGGAAAUGUUGUCAAACCAGGGUAAAGCUCUGUUGAUACAUGAACACCAAGACUCUUCAUUGGCUGUAGCAAUCAUAAAGAAAUAUCCAGGACUUGCCGCCAAAGCCAAAAUGCUGUCGCGCAGUAGAGGGGCUAUUACGAGACCACGCCCUUCGUUCCACAAAUUUCCUCGACACAAAUCUGAGCAAAAUAUUGAGAUACAUGUGUCAGCAGCUCCUUCGCCAAUACAGCGCACAGAAAAGGAAGUGGGGAAAAAAGAACCUAGCAGUUGUGAAAAGAUGGUGAAGGUUGGUACAACCGCUGCGACGCCUGACGAAAAGGGUAACAGUGCAAUUGCGUGGCAUCUAUAUGACAAUCUUGAGCCUAUGGGAGGACCGGACAAUUGCCAGCAGAAUGACGUUUCUAAGGAUUUUUCUCGCUCAGAACUACGCGGACUCUAUGAAAGCCAAGAUUUUGCGCCUCCACCAGAUGUUGGUAAAACCUUUAGUCCCCGUGGUGAUAUCCAAUGUCAACAACCAACUGUAGCGCAUGCGUCAGAUGCAUCUAAUACCGGAGAGACUUUGCUGCAGGACGCUAGCUUUCGACAGCUCGAGGAAUCCCAUACUUCCGUCCCGGUAAAUGACGCUUCAAUCCCUUACAAUGAGAAACACCACGAAUCGCCUACCGAAUCUAGCAGCCCUUCCGACCAGUUUUUAUCUCAGCUAUCUCGUAAAGAAAGCUAUUUAUUGAAAUCGGAAGGAAGUAUUGAACUUUCCACACCUGUUGCCAGUACUCAUAUCGAAGAGGAUAAAGGCGGGCUAAAGCUAUUGAGCACAAACGGUGAGUACUUCAGCAACCCAAGUUCGAGUUUACGUGAUGUCCCGGCAUCUUUCCCGCCAUCGACUGAAUGUUUGGCUCCCCGGUCAAGGACACGACCGUUUCCUCAUCAGAAAGAAGACAGUUUCCCACCGGAACCUGGCUUAUCUGUGCUAUUAUCUUCCAAGCUGUUAGCAACAGAAAUGUCCACACAGCCUCGGACAGUGGAUGUAACACCAGAGCCUGUUUUUUCCAUCAGUCAGCCCAAUCAAGAAGCGGUGUCUCUGCUUUGCGCACAAAAUAUUGACUGUGUGCUUGAUGGCAAAGAGGACAGGAACCAUUCGACAGAAGGAAGCGGCCGUGUGGAGCUCCAUAUUGCGGGAGAUCAUUCCAAACCAGAUAACAGUCGAUCUCAAAGAGAAAGUGAGUGCCGCUCUUUGGAAAAGGAUGACGAUCAACUCAAACUGAGUGAGGAAGACAUUCUUCCAAACGAAUGGCAUCCUGACGAAGGACUUGCACAUGGGCGUGAUCCUCUCGAUGAAGUCGGCAAAUUUUGGAGUGGUGAUUUUGUUAUUGACGACGACGAAAGGGUAAAAGCAAACAAGCCGGGCAUCUCAGAAUUGGUUUCGUGUGCUGGAUCAGUACCAAAGAGACAGUGUCCAAUGCGAGAAGAGAUUACAGAGAAAGAAGACAGGGAAGAGUGGUUCACCGAAGAGAAAUUGGAAAGCGUACCUACUGAUGCAAUAACAUGCUUGGCGAGUGUUCAAAGCAUAUAUGAUGUGACGCGUCUCCGAGUGGCCACAAACAUGGGAGAAAGUCCUGGCAGCCAACUUGUCGAAGAAGGUAGCGUGCCCGCGCACAGUGUUUUCGAUAGUGCAGAAACUGCCGAAGAAGCGCAAGAGCAAUUUUCGUCGAAACAUGAUACCCAGUCAUGGGAAGUACCUAAGCGAGCGGAGAGGUAUUUGGAGAGAUUGACAAAUGCUGAUCUUAUGUCGCAUAGUCCACUGAUAGUGCCAAGUAUCAAUGCUGCUCUUGCGCAAUCGAACGAAAGCAGUCGUUGUGCCCCAUCGUCUAGUCCUCCGAUGACGCCAACACGGGGUUUGUAUCUACAAACAAAACAUUAUGAUGCGCGCGAAAGAUCUGAGGAAAGUAGCUGUCUCGGUCUGCAAGGUUCUCACAGCCCGCUUCGCAUGCCCGAACAUUUUAUUGCGAAGAUUGGCGAGCCUGAAUCCUUAAGUUUUGCAAGAGAAGACCGAGCCGAAUACACUGAGGUACCGUCGCAGAAUUUGCAAAAGGAUGCCCGGCUGCAGAGUCUGUUUGACGCUAACGAACAGGCUGGGCGCUUUGAUGCAGCAGAGAAGCUCUUUGCUACGAAGAAGGUUCUGUCGACCUCGGGCUUCUACAACAGGCCGCAAUCCCCCGAACCUGAGCAUGGUACGCAUUCUAAGCUUCACCAAGUGCGUUUCCCUCCAACACAGUUGGGGGCGAAGCUAAACCCGUGUUUUGCAAAUACUCAAAAGAAGGUAGCUAUUGAAAAGAUUGACACUGCUCUAAAAGAUGUAGCUGCUGAAGACGUGGCUACGGCUAUUGAUUCAGAAACGGAAGCUACUGGAGUAGAGGGUCAUAAGGAGGUGCUGCUAAGAGACCGACAAGUGACGGGCCCUGACGAAACGGGUGCGACGCUAACACCAGACUGUAGCAAGCGUGAUGCCAGUCUCUUAUCAACAACCUUCGAUACCGCUCCUCGCUCUACUGCGAAGCCGUCAGCUAUUGCCGAAGAAAGAAAUAUGCCGCCAGCGACAUUAGGCUGGGCUAGCUCCUUUGCUAUCACCGUUGUUGUUUUUUUAGCGGCUAUGUUCUGCAUGAUGGGCAUUCUGCAAGCCGCGCAAAAGGUGCAAGAUUCUCAUGAGUAUCACUUGGCUCUGAAGUCGCAAAUUGGAAAUUUUGAGACAAGUAUUACCGAGACCCACAAGAAGGUAAUCAAGCUUGAAGAAGACUACGUUACAUGGAGUGAAUACGUGCGUAAGCUCACGGAAGAAGACGACGUGCAUGCAUUAGCCCAGCUGGAAGCCAUCCAAGUUGAAGUUCAAAAGUGGCAGCAUGAUAUGAAAGCAGAUCUUAUGGCAUUUCGCCAGGCGCUUGCGGUGGACUCCAUUGAAGCUUCAUUUGCAGAUUUGCACGUGAACGACACCCCGGAAAAUUGA